Molecule: messenger RNA, 1482 nt
Organism: Iphiclides podalirius (scarce swallowtail)
Lineage: Eukaryota; Metazoa; Arthropoda; Insecta; Lepidoptera; Papilionidae
Source: the annotation of a GenBank genome assembly
AUGAGGAGAACUAAAGGAUAUCAAGACUUAGACGAGAAUGCAGGUGACCCUCGAGUAUCAAUUUCACAAAUGCCUCCACCGCAGGAAAUAGAAAUGGUUUCAGUUUCAGUAGUCCCGGAUGAUACAUUCACAGUCACACAAGCAGUUAAUGCUCUUGGGUUUGGUUGGUUCCAAGUAAAAUUAUCUCUUUGCACUGGUUUAUGUUGGAUGGCAGAUUCAAUGGAGAUGACAAUACUUAGUAUAUUAUCACCUGCACUACAUUGUGAAUGGAAUAUAAGCAAGUAUCAACAAGCCUUAACUACCACAGUGGUAUUUUUAGGUAUGAUGCUGAGCUCCACGUUUUGGGGAAAUAUAAGUGACAGAUAUGGAAGGAAAACUGCCUUGAGCAUGUGUGGAGUACUCCUGUUUUAUUAUGGAUUUCUGAGUGCUAUAGCCCCCAAUUUUCUUUGGUUACUAUUUUUAAGAGGACUUGUAGGAUUUGCGAUUGGAUGUGUACCACAGUCAGUAACAUUGUAUGCGGAAUUUCUACCUACUAAACAACGCGCAAAAUGUGUAGUCCUUUUGGAUUGUUUUUGGGCCCUUGGAGCCUGCUUAGAAGUGGCACUGGCACUGGUGGUCAUGCCCACUUUAGGAGUGCAUUGGCUUCUUGCAUUGUCAACAAUCCCUCUACUAAUCUUUGCAAUUAUUUGUCCGUGGCUACCAGAGUCUGCACGAUACCAUGUCGCAAGUGGCCAGCCAGAUAAAGCGUUGGCAACUCUAGAACAGAUAGCUCAGGACAACGGCCGCCCAAUGCUAUUGGGGCGUCUGGUGUGCGACGAUUCGGUGGGAAUAGGCCAACGAGGUCGCCUGAAGCAUCUGCUUAUACCGCAUCUAAGGAACACCAGCUUACUCCUGUGGUUCAUUUGGAUGUCGUGCGCCUUCUGCUACUACGGCCUGGUGCUGAUGACCACUGAGCUGUUUGAGACGGACCUGGAGACGUCCGGAGAGUGUGCGGCCGACUGCCGCCCGCUGCAGACCACGGACUACAUGGACCUCCUGUGGACCACGCUGGCGGAGUUCCCCGGUAUAUUCGCGACAAUAUUUAUUAUCGAGAAGUGCGGCCGAAAGAGGACAAUGGCGUCGCAAUUCGUCAUAUUCGCCAUUUGCGUUUGCGUUCUGACUUACAACGGAAACCGUACAUUCUUGACGUGCGUGCUAUUCUUGGCGCGAGGUAUCAUCGCGGGCCUGUUCCAAGCGGCCUACGUUUACACGCCUGAGGUGUACCCAACAGCUCUUAGGGCGACCGCGGUCGGCGCAUGCAGUGGUGUUGCCAGACUAGGCGCUAUGAUCACGCCGUACGUUGCUCAGGUGCUGUUGAAGAACUCAAUCGUCGUAGCAACGGGGGUGUAUUCUAUAGCGGCCGUGUUGGCAGCGAUCGCAUGCCUAGCUCUGCCUAUAGAAACCAAAGGGCGGGAAAUGAGGGACACCAUAACGUCGACUACG